Macrosteles quadrilineatus (aster leafhopper) is the source of this 1277-nucleotide messenger RNA. Its product is annotated as lysophosphatidylserine lipase ABHD12-like. Gene Ontology annotation, biological process: phosphatidylserine catabolic process; monoacylglycerol catabolic process. Gene Ontology annotation, cellular component: endoplasmic reticulum membrane. The record is from RefSeq and is a predicted model, not a curated record. The transcript has 10 exons. NCBI's taxonomy places the organism in Eukaryota, Metazoa, Arthropoda, Insecta, Hemiptera, Cicadellidae. Gene Ontology annotation, molecular function: phosphatidylcholine lysophospholipase A1 activity; monoacylglycerol lipase activity. The coding region runs from base 18 to 1097 and encodes 359 amino acids.
CAGAAACAGCUGACAGAAUGAUUGAUGUUACUUGGCUUGUGAAGAGGAGAGCUAAAACCAUGGGACUUUUUAGGAACAAAACCCUCAAGAGGACACUUUGUGGAUUCCUUGGCCUAGCUGGGCUCACAGUGGUACUGGUGUACGUCGUAGUUCCUAUUUUAUUCCUAUGGUUCCCUGGGAUCAUGAGAAGCUUCAUAUUUGAAGCUAAGGGUAAGAUCAAGGAUGAAGAACUUCCAUUGUUCAUGGAUUAUGAACAUCCUGAGAAAGUUGGAUUUGUUGGAGCCAAAAACUUUUAUGUUAACAGCACGGAUGGAGCAAAAGUGGGGGUUUGGCACACAUUACCUGUGGGACAAGCAAUGAACGAGACCAACACAGAUGAGACUUACAGACAAUCGAUGGCAAACGCGACAGUGGUGCUUUACCUCCACGGCAGCGCAGGCACACGCGCAUCUUCUCACAGGCUGAGAGUGUACAGACUGCUGAACAAGAUAAACUACCAUGUCUUUGCUCUGGACUACCGAGGAUACGGUGACUCAAAAGGUUUUGCUAAGAAUGAAACAGACUUGAUCGAAGACGCAAAAGCAGUUUACACCUGGAUCAGAGAAAGAGUAAUUUCUGGACACAUUCUACUGUGGGGGCACUCCCUAGGGACUGGAGUUGCCGCACAUUUGGCAGAUUUGCUGGUCAGCAGAGGAGAUCCCCUAUCUGGAGUCAUUAUGGAAUCUCCUUUUGACAACAUGGCUUCUGCUGUGAGGGCCCAUCACCUCGCUAAGAUUGUUGCCCCUGUUCCCUGGUUCGAGCACUGCUUUAUCCAGCCCCUCUAUGACAACGACAUGGCAUUCUCCAGUGAUAAACAUCUAUCAAACAUCACAACCCCGGUGCUAAUAUUUCAUGCCAAAGAUGACAAAGUCAUUCCAUACGAGCAGUCAGUGCAGCUGUACGAGGCAGUGACGUCAGCCCGUAAGGACUCAGCCUCCAUAGAAUUCAUCAGUUACGAUGCAAGUCUUGGCUACGGACAUUACAACAUUCCUCUGGACCCCAAUUUCAACUCGACAGUCAGAGAAUUCGUAGACAAGUCUAUACAUAGAGUCACAUAGGACAUCAACUUCGCUCACAACAAUUCCAAUUGGAGAGUGUUUCUUCAGUUUAAAUAUGUUUUGUUUUUUGUUAGCUGAUUUUUUAUGUUAAUAUUUAAAAUAUUUCACUGUGCAAGACAAAAUUUAUAUAAAUUAAGUGUUUUAGUAAAUAUAAUGAUGUUUUGUUAAGAAAAUACCAAA